AUGUCGUUGCAAUGGAGGAAGCGUUUGAAGGAUGUGGCUGCUCUGCAUCUACGACAAAUCCCAUGCCUUCAUGCUGUGGUACGCGCCUGUCGUUGCUUCAAACGGAGUCGCUACUACAGCCUGCAACAGGAGGAUGGAGAAGCCGAAGCGAGCGCCGUGGAGGACAAGCGGCAAAAUGUGAACGUUCUCCUUGGAGAGGUGCUGAUGAAAGCCUCCCUGGCAGGCAUGAUUGGCGUCACAGUCCUUUGCCUUGUGAGAACGCAGGGCUUCACGGAGGAUGAGAUGGACAAACUUGCUGACGUCCGAGUUGUGGACGAGGAGUACGAGUGGCUGCGCUUCAAGGAGGACUCGCCUUUGGUCUUGUACUUAGCCACAGUGGAGAUGCUCAUUUGCGGCUCAUGUGCUGUCACAGCUGCUGCAAUGUACCAGCGGAGAGGGUACCAAAUGGAGCACCCUGAGAAUAAGCCUCAGCAAUACAUGAAGGUUGAGCUAUCCAAAAAGGAAGGUGAACUUUAUGGUCUUGGUUUUCGGCCGAGCUCCGAUGGCCUCGAGUGUUUAGUGGUUGAGGAUGUCCGCGGUGCCCUGCAAAGAUGGAAUCGCCGAGCUUUGGAACCUUCCCCAGAGGAGCUCGUAGAAGAAGCGCUCGAGGAAGUUGGUCCAGACACAAAGCCAAAGCCGCAGGUGUCGUUGGGUUCGACCAUAGUGGCUGUGAACGAAGUGUAUGCUGAUGUUGGCUUGAUGCAACAACAGCUGCUGUCAAAGAGUCAGGUCACACUUUGGUUGACUGAGAGCAGAGACCAUCCCAGUGACUUCGAAUCCAGCGUUUUCGCCGGAAAUGGUUUCAGUGAAAGGACUGCAGAAGGAUCUGUGGAAGCUGAGACUGUUGGAGCACAGGCAGAGCAAGUUGGCACAGCGGACGCAGAUGACGCGGAUGACGCGGAUGCGGACGGUUCGAAAGCGGCGAAGAUCGCCGCUUCAAGUGCGCCGGUCGAACGAGGGCCACGCUUUGCCUGUGUUGCCAUGGAGGACGAAGAGCCUCAGAUCUUGACCAGCUGGGCUGUCUGCAGUUUGAUGUUCGGAUGGGUCACCAUGCUGCCAAUCCUGUUAAUGCAGCCGCAUGAAGAGAGGCCGCGGCAGCAGCUUUUUCGGCAGUUCUUGCUGAAGCCUAGCUUUGUGAUCUUGCCCCUGUGGCUGCUCCUGUGGUUUGUGGAUUGCAUCCAGUUGCUCUUCAUGUUUCAAUUGAUUCACCCGUUCUACUUCUUUCUGAUUUGCCAUAGCGUCCUGCCAGCCAUCAUGACUUGGCAUUUAUUCACAAUGCAGGUUGCGGAUGAGCGCAUCAUUUUGGACCAGAGGAAGUCGCGCGCAGUUGAGGCUGGAGAGGAGAACGUCAUUGAGGAUCCUCAACCAGUUUUCUUGAAGGAGUUGAUCAUGAUCAACCCGGUCGCAUUGGUCGGGUUGGGUGCUUCUGCAAGCAUCCCGAUUCUUUUGUGUUCCUUGUUCACAGUCUUCGAGACCAGGCGCUUGAAGGUGGCGCAGUCCUACGUGAACGUAAUCUACGGGUCCAUGACGAUCCUUCAACUUGUUUCGAUGUACUUUCUCUACCAUCUGCGAUUUGCGCAGUUGCCAGAGAUGUAA
Messenger RNA from Durusdinium trenchii, 1635 nucleotides. NCBI's taxonomy places the organism in Eukaryota, Dinophyceae, Suessiales, Symbiodiniaceae. The record is from the annotation of a GenBank genome assembly.